GCCAACACAUCGCGUGGCGACAGGCUUAGAGUUGGGCACCGUUGAGACUUUAAUUUUGUGGUCGACGUUCCGAGCACCGAGGCUGAAUCAUGCGUGAAAUUGUGCAUAUUCAAGCCGGGCAAUGCGGCAAUCAAAUCGGUUCCAAGUUCUGGGAGGUGAUCAGUGAGGAGCAUGGGAUCGACCCCACAGGCGAUUAUGCGGGAGACUCGGCCACACAGCUUGAGAGGAUCAACGUCUACUACAACGAAGCGUCUGGAGGGAAAUACGUGCCGCGUGCGAUUAUGGUGGAUCUGGAGCCCGGCACAAUGGACGCUGUGAGAUCCGGACCUCAGGGACAGAUGUUCCGGCCAGACAACUUCGUGUUCGGGCACACGGGUGCGGGCAACAACUGGGCCAAGGGCCACUACACGGAGGGAGCGGAGUUGGUGGACUCAGUGCUGGACGUGGUGCGCAAAGAGGCGGAGAGCUGCGACUGCCUGCAGGGCUUCCAGCUGACGCACUCGCUGGGCGGCGGCACCGGCUCGGGCAUGGGCACCCUGCUCAUCAGCAAGAUCCGUGAGGAGUACCCCGACCGCAUCAUGAACACCUUCAGUGUGGUGCCCUCCCCCAAGGUGUCUGACACGGUGGUGGAACCGUACAACGCGACGUUGUCGGUGCACCAGCUGGUGGAGAACACAGACGAGACGUACUGCAUCGACAACGAGGCGCUCUACGACAUCUGCUUCCGCACCCUCAAGCUCACGACACCCACGUACGGCGACCUCAACCACCUGGUGUCGGCCACCAUGAGCGGCGUCACCACCUGCCUGCGCUUCCCGGGCCAGCUCAACGCCGACCUGCGCAAGCUCGCCGUCAACAUGGUGCCCUUCCCGCGCCUGCACUUCUUCAUGCCGGGCUUCGCGCCGCUCACCAGCCGCGGCUCGCAGCAGUACCGCGCGCUCACCGUGCCCGAGCUCACCCAGCAGAUGUUCGACGCCAAGAACAUGAUGGCGGCGUGCGACCCGCGGCACGGCCGCUACCUGACGGUGGCCGCCAUCUUCCGCGGCCGCAUGUCCAUGAAGGAGGUGGACGAGCAGAUGCUGAACGUGCAGAACAAGAACAGCAGCUACUUCGUCGAGUGGAUCCCCAACAAUGUGAAGACGGCCGUGUGCGACAUCCCACCCCGGGGCCUCAAGAUGUCAGCCACCUUCAUUGGCAACAGCACGGCCAUCCAGGAGCUGUUCAAGCGAAUCUCCGAGCAGUUCACGGCCAUGUUCCGCCGCAAGGCCUUCCUGCACUGGUACACGGGCGAGGGCAUGGACGAGAUGGAGUUCACCGAGGCGGAGAGCAACAUGAACGACCUCGUCUCAGAGUACCAGCAAUACCAGGACGCCACGGCUGAGGAGGAGGGAGAGUUCGAGGAGGAGGGCGAGGAGGAGGCCGCCUGAGAGGCCAGCGCUCAACGCAACCCACAUGGCUGCCAGCACUCGCGGCUGGCAUACGUACGCAACGGCUGGCAUACUUACACACGGCUGGCAUACGUACGCAUGGCUGGCAUACGUACGCACACGUAUGUGUGUUUAACAUCUUUCGCACUGUAAGUAGCCAACCACUCUUAAUUCGAGAUGCGUGGGAGGACAAAAAUCUAAACACAAAAAGCUAUUUUAAAGAAAUGAGUUUAACAUGUUGGCUUUCGAGACCAAUAUCCAUAAUAUAGCUUUUCUAGGGUUAGAUCGCGUAAAAAUGUGUAGUUAAACGCGCCACCGCAGAAAUGAGUUUGAAAUCUACACACCUGCAGUGGCCUCCGGUUGCCGAAAGAAUACAUUAUAAGGUCGCACUCAUUGCACAAAAAGUGCUUGCCACAGAUGAACCACAAUAGCUUGCCGACCUCGUCAAGGAGUAUAAACUAUCGCGCAAACUCCGGUUACCCUCACAGGGGCUUUUGGCUAACCAUGGAACAAAGAUGGCCACCGCAUCGUGUGCUUUCAAAAGUGCUUCAACGGCCAUCUGGAACACUCUUCUUUCCGGUAUUAGGAAGCCACUGGAGCUAUGCACUUUCAAAUCAUCACCUAGAUUGUAAUCUCAUUUUUUUAGAACCACUUUUUGUCUUUAGUUUGUUGUCCUUCCCUAGCAACCUCUGAUUAUCACGGUUGGCUACAUACGGUGCAUACACCCACAUACCGUACCAUGCAGUAAGCCACUAUAAGAUCUGUCGUCCAGAUGAUAACCCAAUUGUUUUUUUAUGCCCCACAUAUAUACAUAGACACGCAUAUUCUCUGCCACACUCAUGAUUAGCAUGAAGACACUUGUUUUCCCAGGAAAGACCUUGCUGUGUCUCAAGACUCCUUUUCCAGAGGGCCCUGCCAAGUUGUCAUAAUAGUAGGGUACACCCCCCCCCCCCCCCCCCCCAGUUCAAUAUACGCGCACACGCCUCGCACAUUCACCCACCCAGGCUCGCUCAACUUGCCUCACUCGCUCUGUAAACUCAAUAGUCUGCUUGCUCACAAGCGCUCGUUGCCCCGGUACUCUGUCGCAGCUCGGCAUGGGCUUGACUGUGGGGGGCCUCGUGAUUUCUCCCCCCCCCCCCCGAAAGUGACUUUUGGAAGAAGAGAAAAAUCAAUUAAACUUUUGCAUAAUUUCACCAAAUUUUAUUUGGUUUGUGUGAGGAUGUGGAGUGUGUGGGGAUCUUGUCAUGAUUUAUGUAU
Molecule: messenger RNA, 2684 nt
Organism: Lethenteron reissneri (Far Eastern brook lamprey)
Lineage: Eukaryota; Metazoa; Chordata; Hyperoartia; Petromyzontiformes; Petromyzontidae
Product: tubulin beta chain-like
Biological process (GO): microtubule-based process
Cellular component (GO): microtubule
Molecular function (GO): GTPase activity; GTP binding; structural constituent of cytoskeleton
Source: RefSeq, a predicted model, not a curated record